Molecule: messenger RNA, 3111 nt
Organism: Rhagoletis pomonella (apple maggot)
Lineage: Eukaryota; Metazoa; Arthropoda; Insecta; Diptera; Tephritidae
Product: soluble guanylate cyclase 88E-like
Exons: 10
Coding region: 1-3111 (1036 amino acids)
Biological process (GO): nitric oxide-cGMP-mediated signaling; response to oxygen levels; cGMP biosynthetic process
Cellular component (GO): guanylate cyclase complex, soluble
Molecular function (GO): guanylate cyclase activity; oxygen sensor activity; heme binding
Source: RefSeq, a predicted model, not a curated record
AUGUUGAAGAAUUCCGCUAUGAUGCGGAUUGUGACGAUAAACUUGUACACCGCAGGGAAUGGCAGUACUCACCGACGGUGUCUCUCUGCCACCGCAAAUGCUGCUGUACUCGGUGUUUCCGAACGUGAAUUCAUGGACCAAAUGGGUGUUUAUUUUGUCGGCUUUGUUGGUCAAUAUGGUUACGAUCGCGUUCUCUCCGUACUUGGUCGACAUAUGCGCGACUUUCUCAAUGGACUCGAUAACCUGCAUGAAUACUUGAAAUUCUCCUACCCCCGCAUGCGUGCGCCAUCAUUCAUUUGUGAAAAUGAGACACGGCAAGGACUCACAUUACACUAUCGUUCGAAGCGGCGCGGUUUCGUCUACUACACAAUGGGCCAAAUACGUGAAGUGGCGCGACAUUUCUACCACAAGGAAAUGCACAUCGAAUUGGUGCGCGAGGAGAUUCUCUUCGAUACGGUGCAUGUGACAUUUCAGCUGACAUUCGAUAAUCGUGCAUUCACACUGGCUUCGUUGGCGAUGACGCGCGAAGAGAAACACUUGCCCAUCAGUGCACAUGUACUCUUUGAAAUAUUUCCAUUUUGCAUCGUAUUUGGUGCCGAUAUGGUGGUACGUAGCAUUGGUAAUUCCCUGAUGGUCAUUCUACCCGACCUACUUGGCCAGAAGAUUACCGCCUGGUUCGAUCUGGUGCGUCCAUUAAUUGCCUUCAAAUUCCAAACCAUUUUAAACAGAACGAAUAAUAUUUUCGAAUUAGUCACAACUAUAAAAAUUAAAGGUCAAAUGGUUUACAUGGAAAAUUGGCGUAUGAUCAUGUUCCUGGGCACGCCGGUUAUGCCUGAUCUCAAUUCACUCAUAACAACCGGGUUGUAUAUCAAUGAUUUGUCAAUGCAUGACUUUAGCAGAGAUCUCAUGUUGGCCGGUACACAGCAAUCCGUCGAACUCAAAUUAGCGCUCGAUCAAGAACAACAAAAGUCGAAGAAGCUAGAAGAGUCUAUGCGUAAGCUGGACGAAGAAAUGAGACGUACAGAUGAGUUGCUUUAUCAGAUGAUACCAAAGCAAGUGGCUGAUCGGCUGAGACGUGGCGAAAAUCCGAUUGAUACAUGUGAGAUGUUCGACUGUGUGUCCAUACUCUUUGCUGAUGUGGUCACAUUUACCGAAAUCUGCAGUCGCAUCACACCCAUGGAGGUGGUGUCCAUGCUAAAUGCAAUGUACUCCAUAUUCGACACACUCACCGAAAGAAAUAAUGUAUAUAAAGUUGAAACAAUUGGCGAUGCCUACAUGGUUGUGUCAGGUGCGCCAGAAAAGUCUGCAAAUCAUGCGGAUAAAGUUUGUGAUAUGGCCUUGGAUAUGGUUGAUGCCAUAACGGAUCUGAAAGAUCCCUCGACAGGCCAACAUUUGCGCAUACGUGUUGGUGUGCAUUCCGGCGCAGUUGUUGCUGGUAUUGUGGGUUUGAAAAUGCCACGCUAUUGUCUCUUUGGUGAUUCGGUUAAUACGGCGUCACGCAUGGAAUCUACGGGCGCCGCCAUGAAGGUGCACGUUUCAGAGCCAGCCAAGCAAUUUCUAAGUCCUUGCUACAAAAUGACUGAGCGUGGUGAGAUCGAUGUGAAGGGUAAGGGUCCGAUGAAAACCUAUUGGCUGGAGGAACGUGAAAAUCGUAAAUCAUUACAGUUGCCGCCCGAACUAUUUCACCCGAUUUCGACGUUCACUGCGCCGACUGCCACCGCCACAACUAGCUCUAUUCCAUCUACAGCGCCAUCUACAUCCGAUCGUCGCCUGAGUGUGUCACAGACGCUGAAGGCGAUUAUGCCAGCGGCUGCUCAACCGGUUAUAGGUUCCGUCGAACGUAUGCAAUUAGCCAAUGCCACAAGCGCUAUGAUAAACUCAAUGGAUCCGGCGACGAGUACAUCAACAACGCCACAGACUAGUGCCAGCAAGGAACGUGGACGUAUAUACUCGCCGGUAACUUUCACAGAUGUUGCACGUCGCAGCAUAGCAAAUUCACCGGUGCGCAAUGCUUUUAACAAUAAUGAGCGUGGUCGUGAAUCGCGUUCAAACUCGAUGGGGCACGUUUUCAUGCGUUCGCCUAGCGACAUUUUCGGUUCCCUCGUUUUAGAUACAGAAGAAUUUUUGGAAGACUUACAAUACUCACGAAGUUCAUUGGUUAAUAGUGCCACCAGCUCAGCGCUUUGCCCCUACAGCCCUGCGCCUACCUUCCGCAUUGGCAGCGCACCGUCAAAGCCACGUUCAAAUGAUCCCGAUCAAUUUACUCCCGAAGAGCUGGCAGCAAUGGAACAGAUUACGCCACCAUCGACAGCACCACCUCGUGAAACUCUCACCUGCAAAGUGGCACCAUCGACAUCGUCAGCAUCAGCGUCGCUGGAGAAAUCCAAAGCCAGAAAAAUCACCUUCUCACGUAGCCUAACCGUACCGCAGGAGCCUGUUGUCACACCACCAACCGCGCAACCAGAGACGGCACAGUCAACCAGCGCUCCGGAAGCCGCUGCAGCCUCCACCUCAGUGCCAGCGAUACCGAAGGGUACGGCAGUUGCGAUUCCCACUACAUCCGUUACGAAACCUAUACCAGCAAGUAAGAAUAUAUCAUUCGACAGCAGUCGUACGUCAUCACACGAAUCCUUAUCGCCCUGUUCGCCACCGAUUCGCUCCAAUUCCGCACCGCUACCAAUGUCCAAGACAGCACGUAAAGCAUUCCUCGCUGCAAAACAAACAAAAGCGAUAGAAAAGUUGGACAGAAUGAUUGAAGAAGCGAGCGAAGUUGAUGUGCAAAACAAGCGUGCGAAUAUGCGACGGAUGGCUGCCUUUCGGGAUGAAGGUGGUGGCGAUGAGGGCGGUGGUGGUUGUCCGCUCUUUUUGCCACCACCACCACCAGGUCCACAAAUGACAAACUCCUUAUCAGAUUCGGGCAUAGCACAUCAUGGUCACAAUCACAGCUAUUCGUCUGUGCACUACGCUACUUGUCAUCAUGGUCACCAACCUAAAAUGGCCAACAGUCAUAGUUUCAGUCACGCGCGUACAUCGGGUCAUCAGUGUUGUGCAGGCUAUAAUCACUCUAAUGGGCGACAUAGAGUGCAUUCGAAUGCAUGUCAAUUGCUGUAA